Drosophila kikkawai is the source of this 294-nucleotide messenger RNA. NCBI's taxonomy places the organism in Eukaryota, Metazoa, Arthropoda, Insecta, Diptera, Drosophilidae. The record is from RefSeq and is a predicted model, not a curated record.
AUGUACAGGAAAUUAGUGGCGCUUCAACUACUCCUCCUGUUGAUCCACUUGGUCGCAGGGGGUCAGAUCCAGGAUGCUGCCGAGGAGAUCGAUGUGCCGCCUGCCCACCGUGCUGCUCCGCCACCUGGAGCUGCUGCACAGCCGCCGCCACUCGGACCGCUGGGACCACCACCGGGUGUAGCCUCUGCUCCGCCGCCCAACUAUCCUUUGUUUUACCCAGCUGCGUGGCCGCCAUUCGGACGCUUCAGCGCCUCCAUUCCCGUCCAGCCGCCAGUUGUGGCGAUCAUUGCCUGA